CUACCUCACUGUCAACAUCUUUACAUUUCCACAAGAGCCCUAAACAAGCUAAGCUCCUUCCCACUUACCAUUUUACCAUUAACCCUCUCUCUCUCUCUCUCUCUCUCUCUCUCUCUCUCUCUCUCUCUCUCACUAUCGUGCUGUGGGAUUAGAUAGGUUAGGACUUAGGAACCCAGUAGCUUCCCCCUUUUAGGGAAAUUAUAUUGGCCAAACUUGCAGAUAAACAAGUAAAAGCCCACCACCAACAUGCCUUUCAAGGGUUUCUAUGAUUUUGAUCAAAACAUAAGAUCAUUCAAAAGAAACCUCAAAAACAAACAGACUAUAUGGUUGCCUUACUAAUUUCUCUUUUCCCCUUAACUAUGUACUAUAUAACAUAUACAUAUCGUCCCUAUCAUUCUCCAUUUUCCAUCUAAAUUAAUUAAUCCCCUCCCCCCCUCCCCUCCUCUCUCUCUCUCUCUCUCUCUCUCUCAGCAUUCCUGAACCCUAGCUAGCUAAAAUUCAUGUACCUUUGAUGAUCAAACACUUAUUGGCUUAUCAUUUUAAUUCUUUAGCAGUUCCUCUGUAACUGGAACUAUAAGCUCAGGGCAUCAUACCAUCUCUUUUGUAACUGUGCUCUAUCCAAUCUCUACCUAUUUUAUUACUCUUAUGGGAUCAUAAAAUCCUUCAUGAAAUCUAUCUGUUAACAAGCUUGUUGUGGGCUUUGUUACCCUCUCUCUUUCUCAAGAUCACCUCAUAAACCUCUCCAAGAACAAUCAAGACCCACUUUCCAUACAUGGACUCCCUUCGAGAAUUUGACUCUACAUCCACCACUCUCCCACUUACCUCAAUAACUAGUACCACCACCGCCCCCACUGCCUCCUCCUCCUCCUCUUCCUCCACCUCCUCCACCUCCACUCUCAGCCGCUACGAGAACCAAAAGCGGCGAGACUGGAACACCUUCGGCCAAUACCUCCGCAACCACCGUCCCCCACUCUCCCUCUCACGGUGCAGCGGGGCUCACGUCCUGGAGUUCUUGCGCUAUCUAGACCAGUUUGGAAAAACCAAAGUCCACACUCAACUCUGCCCCUUCUUUGGCCACCCGAACCCCCCUGCCCCAUGCCCGUGUCCUCUCCGCCAGGCCUGGGGUAGCCUUGAUGCUCUCAUUGGCCGCCUUCGUGCUGCCUUUGAAGAGCAUGGGGGCAAGCCAGAGAACAAUCCUUUCGGGGCUCGUGCUGUUAGGCUUUAUCUACGUGAAGUUAGAGAUUCACAAGCUAAAGCUCGAGGAAUUAGCUACGAGAAGAAGAAGAGAAAGAGACCCCAACAGCAACAGCAGCAGAGUCCUGCAUUAUCGAUGGCACCACCACCAGCACCAGCGACCACUAGUGCAAGUGAUGAUCAUGAGUAAGAAUUAAAGUUACCACCCAUUUCAAUUAAAGAACAAGAGUGAGGGUAAAACUCAUUAGAAACUACUCUUUCAUAAUUUUAUUUGCAGUAUGACUAUGAGCUAGUACUCUUAUCUUCUUGUAUUAUAUUUGCGAUGUCUCUUAUUGGGUUUUAAGGAACUCCUUAGAUUGUUAGAUAAUGAACAUGGAUUUAUAUUAUAUUAUUGGGUUUUCUGUUGUCGCAGCAGUAGCAGUAGCAGUAGCAUAGCAGUAGCAGUAAUAGUAGUGAUAGUAGAUGGAGCUGUAUGAACAUGUUUGUGACUUCGUCUCCUAUUUGUCACGGAUAUGUAGCUGGAAAUAUCAUUUAUGACAAGCAAUAGAUUUGGAGAUCA
Molecule: messenger RNA, 1753 nt
Organism: Hevea brasiliensis (rubber tree)
Lineage: Eukaryota; Viridiplantae; Streptophyta; Magnoliopsida; Malpighiales; Euphorbiaceae
Product: protein LIGHT-DEPENDENT SHORT HYPOCOTYLS 4
Exons: 1
Coding region: 773-1384 (203 amino acids)
Biological process (GO): response to light stimulus; mRNA transcription
Cellular component (GO): nucleus
Source: RefSeq, a predicted model, not a curated record